Vanrija pseudolonga is the source of this 2292-nucleotide messenger RNA. RefSeq lists its product as uncharacterized. NCBI's taxonomy places the organism in Eukaryota, Fungi, Basidiomycota, Tremellomycetes, Trichosporonales, Trichosporonaceae. The record is from RefSeq and is a predicted model, not a curated record. The transcript has 2 exons. The coding region runs from base 1 to 2292 and encodes 763 amino acids.
AUGCUCCCCCUCCCAACGCUCAUCUCCCUCCUCCCCCUCCUCCUCUGCGCGCACGCAGCGCCACUGGGCUACGGCUCGUGGUACCAGCCGGACGUGCCGCAGCCGUCCGCCCUCCCGCCGACGCCCGAGGGCGGGUGGCCCAAGAACCCCGACGGGACCGACAACCUCCCCACCAGCUGGAGCGAGACGUACGACCCUUCCACGGGCGCGAUGGUCGUCGACGUCGUGUACGGCGCCGAUGUCGUCGUCGUGGGCGACGGCGGGUACCAGACUGGCCCGGCGGCGCCGGGCGCGACGGGCGUGUCGGGCGACCCUAAUGCGGCGUCGUUCAACGCUGACCCGGGGUACGAUACCAGCGACGCUGGUGCCGGCGACAACACAGACUACAGCGCCGACGACGCCGCGCCGAGCGACGGCACAGACUACGGCUCCGUCACCGACUACUACACUCCCGCCGCUACGGACGCGGCCUGGCGCCGCCAGGACCCCACGCCGACCGAUGCCGCGUGGGACCCGAGUGCCGAUACCCCGUCUGACCCGUCGUCGUGGGAUGCUGCUCCCUCAGACUGGACGGACCCGGGCGCCACCGACCCGAGCUACGACGCACCGACGCCCACCGCGUGGCUUGGCGACGCGAGCACCGCCGACCUCAGCCAGCAGGGCGUUCCCGGUGCCGCGGACGCCAUCCGCCAGUGGAUGAGCGCGCUCAGGUGGCCAUUCCAGCAGCAGCCCCCGGCGCCGACGCCGACGACGCUGAUCCUCGCGCCGCCCGGCUGGGGGGAGGGCACGACCGUGAGCCUCAAGUGGCGCGGCAUGCCCACCGCCGUCGUGGCCAAGCGCGAUUGGGUGCAGGACGACUCGGGCAACUGGGUCUGGGUCGACCCCACGCCGACCGCCGCGACCGCCGCGCCGACUGAGCCGCCCGCCGUCGCCGACCCGUGGGUGCGCCCCGUGCCCUGGCGCGACCAGCCGGCCGAGUACACGGUCGACGGGAUCGUGCACUACGACUACACCGGCACGGGGCUGUGUAACUGGGGCCUGGGGCAGAACGGCGACCUGCUGAACGCGUACAUCCAGUGGAUGAACACGCACACCUUUGCGCCGGGCGAGACGAUCCCCCCGAUGCGGCGCCGCGGGGCUGUGGCCACGCCGGCACCGACGCCCGGUGCGAGGUUCAGCAGGCCGCCGUACCACGGCGGACCGGUGCACGCCAUCUCUGACCUCGCUGCGGCGCCUACCGCCACGCCAGCGCCCAACGCCGCCGGUGUCCACGCUCGCGCCGAGGCCGAUGCAGCAGCGUACGUUGGCGAUCCUGAACCACCGCUCACGGCCGCAGCUGCUGAAACCCACGCCAGUGCCACAAACGCUGAAGAAUCGACAUCAUCGGUGUCUCCAGCAACCGCUCAUUCGUCCGAUGAAGACGCGCCGGCCGUGUCCCCGCUCCUCGAUGAUGCUCAGGAAGCUUCAUUCCUCCAUAACCACGCGCUGGCCGCCUUGUCCCGUCCCAAGUUCUCCUUCUUCGCGCUGGGCGCGUCGACACCUCCUUCACCCGACGCGCCGGUCGCGUCUGAUUCGCCUCACCUGUCCACCUUGUCAUCCCGUGAUGACACUUCAGACUCUGUGGCUCCUCCUGAGGACCCAGCCACUUCCGCUCCAGAUUCACCAACUGUGCCACCCGACUCACCGGUCCCGGACACACCAGUCUCGGUCUCCGAAGCACCAGCCCCCGAUACUGCCACCUACGACCCGUGGCCUGACACUUCAUCCCCACCCGAAGAGCCUUCCCCGUCAUGGUCGUCAGACACGCCGUCUCCCUGGGAUGCACCCGCAGAUGCCACUAUCGCCGUGACCGACUACUAUGCUGAACCCACCGACACCUCGUCCCAGCCCGCUGAGCCAGUCGCGCCCGCCCCGACCCCAGUAGCCACCACCCUCCCGCCCCUAUUCCCCACCGGGAUAUUUGCCACGGCGACGCUGCCUACAUACGACGGCCCGCCCCUGUGGACUGGGGACGCCAUCACACGCCCGCCUGCCCCCGGACCUGACCCGUGCGGUGCGGCAGCCAUGCAACACUUCAAGCGCUGGACGCGCGACGACGGCCACUUCCCUGCCGCCACGGGGUGGAUGACCCAGCUCUUCCCCGGCGACGGGCAGUGCUUCGGGCCCACCACGACUGAAGACCAUAACAUGGGACACGCCGUCACGGCCAUGGAGAUGGUCAUGGACCUUAAGAUGACCAAGUUGCCCGCGUGGAUGCAGACCCUCGCCAUCCCUCAUGCCUCUGCGAGGUAG